UACAGCCCGACAUUCCUCUUGCGAUUGCCAUAAACACAAUCGCACCACCAUCUCACAGCAGCGAAGCAGGCGGGUGACCUCGCUGCUCGCUGACAGGCCAGGAUCGUCAACCAUGCAGCCAGACACAGGGUCGUCAGAACGCGAAGACGAGGCGGUCUCACCCGCGACCAUUAUCAACCCCGCCCCCGCCCGACGUUCCCUAGACUGCCAGACCCUGCUGCAAGAGAUAGACUGGUCACAAACCUCGCUCGGACCGCGGGAAGGAUGGUCUCCCUCGAUAGAGACGAUGAUACGGACCGUGAUGGCGUCCAAGACUCAGGAUGCGCUGUGGUUGGGGGAAGAAUGUAUCAUGGUCUAUAAUCAAAACUACGCCGAUAUCGUGCCCCAUCCUCAAGUAUACGGCCGGUCAGCCAACAUCCCCGAAGCAUGGGGUCCGGUCUGGCACGGCGUACACCACCUCAUCCGAGCGUGUAUAGACCUCGGUCGAGCCCAUUUCGUAGAAAACGACCUCUUGCUCUACCGUCGUGGCCCAAGGGGGCACUAUGUGGAGAAAUACCACACUUGGAGUUUUAUACCGAUUUUCAACCCUGAUGGGAGCGUACCGGGGAUAUAUAACCCUACUCAAGAUACCACGGCGGCCGUCUUAGCGCAGAGGAGACAGCGGACGACGAAACGGUUCUCGGAAAAGGUCUCUGUGGCCAGGACCAAAGAGGAGUUUUGGCAGGGCAUCGCGGGAGCUGUGGAGGAUGACCCUAAGGACGUGCCGUUCUUGAUGUGUUAUAGCGUCGAGGAGGACGAGGGGAAGCAGGAGGGUGGGAUGGACUCGAGGACGCUGAGGCUGUCGUUGGAGAGCAGCGUAGGGGUUCCCGAAGAAGGACACCCCUCCGUGGCUGCUAGCAUGACCAUCGAGCUCCCUCCUGUGCGGGAACAGGCUCGAGCGUCUUCUACCGGCUCGACGGAACCCCUGAAGAGCCUCGACAAGCACGCCUGGCCGAUCGCCAAGGCGUUACGUACCCGUCAAUGCGUGGUCGUGGACGACUGUUCGAAGCUCAUCCGAGGUUUCCCUUUACGUCAAUGGGAUCAAUUGCCGGAUUCCGCCAUCGUCAUACCCAUCUGUAGCGAAAUGUCGACAGAGACCCCGAGGGGGGUGUUGGUCAUGGGUCUCAACCUGCUCUGUCCGUUGGACGACGAGUAUUACGAUUGGAUCCAGGUAACCCGGUCGCAGUUGACCUCGGCGCUGGCGUCCGUCCACGCGUUGGCGGCGGAACAACAGAGGCUGGUCGAUAAAGAACGGUUGGAGCGGGCCAAGACGGCUUGGUUCCAGGGGGCCGCUCAUGAUCUGCGUUCACCGCUGACGCUGGUCUCCGGCCCUCUCGGGGACGUGCUCGACUCGAAAGACCUCGCUCCUUCUCACCGGGAAUCGCUCUUGCUCGCCCAACGCAACGUCCUGAGGAUCCAACGGCUCGUCAACUCGUUGCUCGACUUUUCACGUAUCGAAGCGGGUAGACUCGCAGGGAGGUUCGUACCGAUCGACCUGAGUCGGUUCGUAGACGAGCUCGGCGGGCUGUUUCGUCCGGCGAUCGAACGGAGGGGGAUCGAAUAUCGCAGCGAGAUCGAACCGCGGGACGCGUUGACGUUCAUCGACCCGACUUUGUUGGAGACGGUCAUCACCAACCUGCUCAGUAACAGCUUGAAGUAUACCGAACGAGGGUCGAUCACGCUACGUCUGAGGUAUACGGCGACGCACGCCGAGAUGGCCGUGGUGGAUACCGGAUUCGGGAUCCCUCAGGCGGAACUCGAAGCGGUGACCGACAGGUUUCAUCGAGCUACGACGGCCUUGUCCAGAGGGACCGAAGGGACCGGGAUCGGGUUGGCGCUCGCCAAAGAGAUCGUCAGGUUACACGGUGGGGACCUGCACAUCGAGAGCUGGACGGCCGAGGAGAGCGUCGAUGGGUCUCACGGGUCGACGUUUACGGCCAGGAUUCCUCUCGUCGAACGAGAGAUGAACGAGGAUAUCGAUCUCAUGAACGGGCAGGGGAGUUCGACUGCCAAUUUCGGAGCGUACGGCAAACAAGUGGCUGCGGAGGCCAUGCACGAGUCGGCCUCUGGAGGUCUAGAUCAUGCGGUCUCGGACGCCGGGACGGAGAAUGUUAGCGUGAGCGAUUCGUCCCGACCGGAGGGUCUCAUGUUUGAAAGCACCGACGUCAUACUCCUAGCCGACGAUAAUGCCGACAUUCGACGAUACUUGCGCCGACUGUUUGCCCCGUUCUGUACCGUGGUCGAAGCUUGCGAUGGAGGGGAAGCGCUGGCCAUGGCUCGUCAGUCUCCACCCGACUUGAUCCUCUCUGACCUGAUGAUGCCGAGGAUGAACGGACAAGAGUUGUUACAAGCCAUCCGUCGCGAUCCGAGAACACGGCUGGUCCCCAUGGUCUUGCUCUCUGCGGCGACGGAUGACGAGCUGAGGGUCUCGGCGUUGACGACCGGGGUGGACGACUUUUUGAUGAAGCCGUUCAAACCCAAAGAGCUGCUGGCACGGGUCAACUUGCACAUGCAACUGGGGAAACGGCGGAUCGAACUGGAAAACCUGUUUGCGCAGCGAGAACAGGAGAUCACGUUGUUGUCCGACUAUUGCCCUUCGGGGAUCAUACGGCAGAGCGCCGACGGAUCGAUGAUCUAUGGGAAUGCGGCCUGGCAGCGAUACACCGGGAUGCAAGAUUCGGACAAGCUGGACAAUUGGUUGACACGGGUCUAUCCGUCAGCCGCGCAACCGUUGUCGGACAGGCUUCAAGACUUUUAUGCGGGGGAUGAACGCGAGAUGCAACAGACUUGGAAGUGGCUGAACGGACGGGUCGUCACAGGAACCUUUAUUCGGCUGGACAAGGUGAUACCGGGCAUGUCGGGCGUCUUGGGGUGCAUGAACGACAUUACCGACCAGGAGGAACGGCUACACGAGGCGGAAAGACGUCGGAUCGAGGCAGAAGAGUCAAAGAGGCAGCAGGAAUUGCUGGUCGACUUUACCUCGCACGAAAUCCGGACGCCCGUGUCGGCGAUCCUGCAAUGCUCCUCGCUGGUCAAGGAGAACUUGCAGGCGCUUAAGGAACAAUUACAACAGGCCAUGGCGUUUGACAAUCGAACAGGCUUCGUCCCCACCCCGGAACUGCUGGCCAAUUUAGAUGAAGACGUCGAGGCGCUCGAGAGUGUCUAUCAAUGCGGUCUGAUGCAGGAACGUAUAGCCAAUGACGUCCUAUCUUUGGCGAGAAUUCAGCUCGAUACGCUCAGUCUCCACAACGUCGAAGUCGAUCUUAGGAAAGAAGGUCAAAAGCUCGUCACGGUCUUUGCGCUGGAAGCCAAGAUGAACCAGAUCGAGCUGGUGCUCGAAAUGGGACAGUGGAUAGGAGACGCUACCGUGACAAACGUUCGGACUGACCACGUCCGUGUAGGCCAGGUCAUCACCAACCUGAUCGCCAAUGCAAUCAAAUUCACCGCCAAGAGCGAGGUUCGUCGGAUCACCGUCAAGUUUGACCUGAGCUUCUCACCACCUUCAUCCGGUACUUGCGUACCGCCGCCAUCCGGAGCCGAUCAUCCCACAACGAGGGAGAUCCGAAAAGACACCCCUGUCUGGCUGUUUGUCAGUGUCGAGGAUACCGGUCCCGGACUGUCGCCCUCGGAACGGGCCGUCUUAUUCCAACGUUUCUCGCAGGGAAGUAAAAUGAUACACACGCGCUACGGGGGCUCCGGUCUGGGUCUAUUCAUUUGCAAGAAGAUUACCGAGAUGCUUGGAGGGCGGAUAGAAGUCCAGAGCGAGUUGGGCAGAGGUAGUGCAUUCCGGUUCUUUAUCGAAUGCCGUACUGUCGAUGACGUCGCACUACGGUCAGCUCAUGCCAACGGGAAAACACCACCGGCUCAGCUGCAGGUCCCUUAUUCUCCUCGGCCGAAAAGCGUUUCGACGAUUUCACCGAUCAAAGCGGUCAAGAAGCCUUCGCCGACCAGACCCGCCUCCUCAUCCGCGGUCGCAUCAAAAGCCCCCAAACUCAAGUCAAAAGACCCGUUACACGUCUUGAUCGUCGAGGAUAAUAUCAUCAACCAGACCGUGCUGAAACGCCAGAUGAUCAAAUCCGGGUUCACGUGCGAUGUGGCGGACAACGGACAAGAAGCGCUUGAUCUGCUACAUCGCGUUCAUCUUCCGAUCGUCGGGCAGACCGUACGGCCGUACGACGUCGUAUUUUGCGAUCUCGAGAUGCCGGUCAUGGACGGCUUGACGGCGAUCAAGACGAUCAGGGAGGAAGAAAGCACCGGGGAACUGAGCCGUCGGCAGUUAGUCAUCGCUCUGACAGGGAACGCAAGGCCUGCUCAGAUUGAGUCUGCUUUGUCCGCCGGUAUGGACGAUGUCGUAAUCAAACCAUACCGCUUACCGGACCUGAUCGAAAAGGCUCGCAAGGCGUUGUUCAAGGCGAAGGGGGAGGUUUCUGCUUCAUAGAUCUCGGUUGUAUCAGAUGUGUUGGGUUUGGGUCUUGGGUUUAGGGUGUUACUACACUGUAUCGAGGAUCUCUACGUGCGUUCAAUGGGUAACGCGAUGUCAUCUCAGGGAUACCUUUCUCAUGGGGUUUGGCGUUAUUAUGAAGCAAGUGUCUAACGCGCUCGCACGGAUCCUGGGGGAAAGUUCAGGAAAUUUGAUCUCAUUGAAACAGAGGGAAUUGGG
Molecule: messenger RNA, 4699 nt
Organism: Filobasidium floriforme
Lineage: Eukaryota; Fungi; Basidiomycota; Tremellomycetes; Filobasidiales; Filobasidiaceae
Exons: 11
Coding region: 113-4477 (1454 amino acids)
Biological process (GO): phosphorelay signal transduction system; phosphorylation
Molecular function (GO): phosphorelay sensor kinase activity
Source: RefSeq, a predicted model, not a curated record